UUUUUUUUAAAAGAACUCAUAACCUUUAGUUUAUUUGUCUUGAAUUGCCAAUAUCGAUGCUAAUUAUGUAUUUUAUGUAAGUAUCAUUAAGUAAAGAUUCAAUUGAUGGAAAGUAUAUAAUGCUAAAUAGUAGCACUAUAUUAUCAUAUUCCGGUUCCUUACAUUGAUUUUUUUUUACUUUGACACAUUGACUAUAUUGUUGAGAUUUUGCGCAGUACUGAAACCGGGAAAUCCUUGUAGUGAAAAUUGCAGAUUCUCCGAAGAUUUACAAGACCUUGAAUUUUUCUCUCAGAGUUAUGAUUUAGAAAUCUAAAAUAAAAAUAUUUUAUUCUCUUUGAUGCAAGAAAAGUUAGUGAAAAUUGUUGUUUUCUCGCUGAAUCUCACAAACUUUAUAUCUACUCUGCUGUAUUAUUACUUUAUAUUAGGUGAAGCAUUCAUUGGAAGUAGAUAAAGGCACUCAGUGAUACAAUAUUGAAGAAUGAAAUUGCUCCAAAUAGUUGCUUGGUAUCAAAAGAAAAUCGGAACUUACGAUAAGCAGCAAUGGGAGAAAACUGUAGAACAACGCAUCCUCAAUGGGUUCAUUCAUGUACCCCUGAAGAACACCAAAGUAAAGACAGAACUUAUAGAUGUGGACCUCGUACGAGGAUCAUCAUUCCCAAAAGCAAAACCCAAACAGAGUCUACUUACUGUUUUCCGCUUAGCAGUGUUGAGACUUAUCUUUUUACCAUUAUAUGCCAAAUGGUGGGUAGAGCAGACAUCACCGCGAGUUUUCGCCUUCCUGUUGGUCCUCUACUUGAUGCAAAUGAUGAAUUGGGCUGUAUUUAGCUUAAAUAUGAACAAUAGAGGAAACUCUGGAAGUGAGAACAUUGUUCAUGUAUCGGAGUUGGUUAUCACAAUGGCUCUGAGUUUCAUGCUGAGCGUGAUCCAUUCGCAAAUUGUGGCGACUGCUUCUAGUAGUGGUUCCGGUGAUAAACGGAAGCGUCUUUUACAUCCAAAACGGAAGGUACGAGAUCGUAUCCGGAGAAAGAAGAAAAUUGCCCGUGUGCGAUUAACAGGUGAAUCACGAGAGGAACCGAAGAUCAAUUUAAAUAAUUCAACACCAAUUGAGACAAAUGGAAAUGUCCUGCGUAAAAGAAACGUUAAUUGGGACUCUCCAAUCAAGAGUCAAGUGCUAUUACCAUUUGAAGGUUCCGAAGAUACUGAGGAAUCCCUUCGAUGUACGGGAGAUCGUGAGGAAUUCACAGAUGCGUGUGAAAAUGUGGAAAAUCCAAUUGCUGAUGUGCAGCAGCAUGUUCCAAGUGAAAUUCCACCGGAUUCCAAUGCUACCAGUCGUGUGGCGAGGAAUCGUCAGAGAGCCCAAAGGGGUGAACAAACUGGAGAUGAUGAUGGAUUUGAGAGUUUCAAUGGGAAAAGUUCAAGUGGUGAGGAAAAUUCACCAACAUCAACUCCAGCUAUUUCAGCCAAUUUGGAAGCUCCAACAUUUCGGAAUACCUGGGUAAAGGAAGUUCUUGAGAGAGUAAGGAAGAAUUCCGAUAGUGAUACGGAUACAGUUACUGGCAUGUCUUCACACAUAAAAUCCCUUCAUCUCAAUUUCAAAAAGCCCCCACAUUCGGCUGAGUCAGAAUUUGAUUUUUGGAAUAAGAAUACGAAUAAAAAACUACCCAUGCAGCUGAAACCCGGAUCAUCGUCGGAAAAAAUAAAGCACGACAGUAGUGAUACAGAUGAGGAUGGAGAGGAUGAUGGGGAAAGUGCAUCUAUACCAGGCACUUGCUCCAAUCUAGCAUUUAAUGAUCUUACAACGUCAGCUACGGAAUGGAUUGGUGUCACAACUAAUAGUGAAGAGUGUAGCUACAGUUCUGAGAUUGAACAGUCUGACUCUCAGAAUGAAUAUUCUGAGACUUUGGAAUGUGAUUCAUCACCAACAGUUAUUCUCAAUCCUACAUGUGGAGCCAAUGACAGGAUCAGCUGCACAAUUUGGGAUCGUAGAGAUGCCAAGAAAGCCGAAAUGUCUGUUCUGGAUAUUUCAUCAGCUAUCAUUGAACGUGUUGAGGCGAUGCCAGAAACGUGUGAUUACGUCUACCUUGGGGUAUUCUUCAGCAUCAUUCUAUCUCUUGUGCCAGCAGUUUGUCGUGUAUGUGAGGCCACAAUUGACUCGAGUAAUUCAACGGAAAUUAACUUCCUAGAUGUGCCGGUACUUCUCAUGGAGACUACCUCGGAAUUUUCUGUACUAACACUCAUGCGAUUAGCCUUUGGGGAAUCACAGUGGGAAAAAACUGUCCUCACCGUGAACUUUAUACAACGCAUUAGCCUUACUUUCCUCUUCUUCUUCUUACUUGCUGUGGCAGAAAGGACGUUCAAACAGAGAUUCCUGUAUGCGAAGUUGUUCUCGCACCUAACGAGUUCAAGGCGCGCCAGGAAGUCUGAGUUGCCUCAUUUUCGGCUAAACAAAGUUAGGAAUAUUAAGACAUGGCUCAGUGUUCGAUCGUAUUUGAAGCGGAGAGGACCUCAGAGAUCCGUGGAUGUAAUUGUAUCGGCUGCAUUUAUUCUUACACUCCUCCUAUUGGCAUUCUUAAGUGUUGAAUGGCUUAAGGAUUCACCACACCUACAUACACAGUACAAUAUUGAAGCCCUCAUUUGGUCCAGUGCUCUUGGUACUUAUUUGUUGCGCUUCAUGACGUUAGGCACGAAGAUCAACAGGAAGUACAGAAGUAUUUCCGUGUUGAUAACAGAGCAAAUCAACUUGUACCUUCAGAUUGAACAGAAACCUAAUAAAAAGGAAGAACUGAUGGUGUCUAAUAGUGUUCUGAAAUUAGCAGCAGAUCUUCUUAAGGAGCUUGAAUGCCCAUUCAAAGUUUCCGGUCUUAGUGCUAAUCCUCUACUCUACACCACAGUCAAAGUAGUGAUCUUGUCAGCGCUUUCAGGCGUCCUUAGUGAGAUUUUGGGCUUCAAACUGAAGCUCCACAAAAUUAAGAUAAAGUAAAAUAACAGUAGUGUCUUCGUGAAUCUCCCAUAUCUGAUGUUAAAUGUGAAUAUUUCUAUGAAAAUAGAAUGUUAUAUUUUUUGCAAUUGCCAUAAGAGAGAAUAUAUAAUUUAUUUUCAAACCAAAAAAAUAAUCGACUUCAAUACCUAAAGUACUCUGCGUUGAUACCACUGCUU
Molecule: messenger RNA, 3156 nt
Organism: Lutzomyia longipalpis
Lineage: Eukaryota; Metazoa; Arthropoda; Insecta; Diptera; Psychodidae
Gene: phtf
Product: protein phtf
Exons: 8
Coding region: 479-2980 (833 amino acids)
Cellular component (GO): endoplasmic reticulum
Source: RefSeq, a predicted model, not a curated record